Molecule: messenger RNA, 1740 nt
Organism: Austrofundulus limnaeus
Lineage: Eukaryota; Metazoa; Chordata; Actinopteri; Cyprinodontiformes; Rivulidae
Gene: nudt6
Product: nudix (nucleoside diphosphate linked moiety X)-type motif 6
Exons: 6
Coding region: 126-1082 (318 amino acids)
Molecular function (GO): NADH pyrophosphatase activity; ADP-ribose diphosphatase activity; NAD binding
Source: RefSeq, a predicted model, not a curated record
UACGGUAUUUACGCAACUUCCAGGGAGGACUUUACGUAACAGCUGAACACAGCCGCACACCAGCCGGUGGUAAACAGAAGAUAAAUGUCUUUUAAAUAGUUAUUUUUUUUUAGUUUUAAUGCAACAUGACGGGCUGCGUCUUCGUUUCAAGACUUUCACUGCUGUUGAGCGAACGGUUGUGUCGUAAAGUGUCGUGCGCGCAGACGGCAGCUCGUACAUCGGCUCGUACGUUCUCACGCGCUGUCACCGGUUCCCAGCUUCAUGGUAGCGGUUUGACCGGGAAAGUGGACCGGUUCGGUGGRGUGACGGUGGACCUGGGUCAGGUGGGACUGCCGGAGGACAUCAGCGAGGAUGACUUCAGCAGGUURCUGCAAGCUUCUUUAGCUCGGUGGAAGUCGGAGGGGACGUCGGCGGUGUGGCUGCGAGUUCCCAUCGCCCUGAGUCGAURCUCCGCCGCCGCCUCGGCUCACGGCUUCACCUUCCAUCACGCCAAAAACGACCACGCCGUGCUGGCCCUGUGGCUGGGAGGAGGCCAGAGCAGACUGCCGGGGUUCGCUACUCAUCAGGUUGGAGUGGCAGGUGCUGUUGUCGACGAGUCCAAUGGAAAAGUUCUGGUUGUCCAGGACAAAAACAAGACAAAGAACGCCUGGAAGUUUCCGGGUGGUUUGUCUGAUCCAGGAGAAAAUAUCGGUGCCACCGCCGUCCGUGAAGUCUUCGAAGAGACCGGCGUCCGCGCCGAGUUCAGGUCUCUGCUCAGCGUCCGGCAGCAGCACCGGCACCCCAACGCCUUCGGCAUGUCGGACCUGUACGCCGUGUGCCGGCUGAGCCCGCUCACGUACCGCAUCGACUUCUGCACCCAGGAGUGUCUGCGCUGCGAGUGGCUGGACGUGGGCGAGCUGGCCGCCACCGCCAGCACCACGCCCAUCACGUCGCGCGUCGCCAAGCUGCUGCUCUUCGGCCUGGAGCGGGGCUUCGAUGAGAUCGACCUCGCCAUGACGGAGCUUCCCGCCGUUUAUUCCGGGGUGUUUUACCAGCUUUACCACAGGCCGCUUCCCUCCGAGUCAGAGCCUGGCUCAGAUUGAUUGACAGGAACAGCUGAUUAACAUCUCAAAAGUUCAAAUAAUACCUCAACUACAGCCCCAAAUCCCCUGAGUUGAAAAGGAGGCGCCGGGGACGCAGACCAGGAGCAAGGAGGAGAGAGAGGAAGUUCAAACCAUCUCUUCCAUCAAUCAUAAUGGGCAAUGUGAGAUCAUUGGGGAACAAGUUGGACAAACUAUCAGUAUCUAUAAUAACUGAGUUAAUGAGUUACAACAACAUUUAAUUUCCCUUUGGGAUUAAUAAAGUAUUGUUGAACUAAAUUAAAUUGUAUCGUGACAGACUUUGUAAUAUUAAGAAAUAUCGUAUCGUCAUCCAAACAGCUCGAUAUAAUAUUGUAUUGYGAUAAAUCUGGUGAUUUACACCCCAAGUGGCCAGGCUGUUGUGGCUGUGUAUGGUUCUUCCACAAGUCACUGAGGCUCCUGUUUGUUAAAUGAAUAAAUUAUUAAAYUAACAGAAUGUCUUGUUUCUUUAAACUUCAAUCUUCCAGUCCAACAAAAACACCACACGAGUCAAUUAGAAGAUUUGGUAAAUAUUUCAUGUGCGUAAUCCACAUUUUCAGCUCUACUGCAUGUUCCUUACAAAUGUGGCAYCAUUUAAAAGUAAAUUUAAAAGGAUUCACAACAAUAUAAGAUUUAUUGCCAA